Molecule: messenger RNA, 3470 nt
Organism: Lobosporangium transversale
Lineage: Eukaryota; Fungi; Mortierellomycota; Mortierellomycetes; Mortierellales; Mortierellaceae
Product: kinase-like domain-containing protein
Exons: 5
Coding region: 455-3133 (892 amino acids)
Biological process (GO): intracellular signal transduction; peptidyl-serine phosphorylation
Molecular function (GO): ATP binding; protein serine/threonine kinase activity
Source: RefSeq, a predicted model, not a curated record
UUUUGAUCUCUUCUUGUGUUUUACUACGUUCUUUUUCCUGUCCAUCCCCAUUGAAACAAUCGAGCAUCACUCCUCCUUUUAUUUUAAAAAGAUCUUUCUCUUUUGCUCACGUCUCGUCUCACACAUCUCACACAUCUCAUACAUCUCACUCACGUUUUCACGAUUUCAUACGAUUUUAAGACAUUCCAACGAUUCAACAUCUCACUUUUUUUUUAUUGUCCCAAUUGCCCAGCCCCCCCUUCCAACGUCUUUUCUCUUUUCAAUUCUGAUAUUGACAUUAACAUUAACAUUAACAUUAAUAUCGCUACAAAGGGUCUUUCCACUUUGCCCUUAUUCCCUAUCCUAAUCCCUCACCCCUCCCCUUCCCUCUCCUCCUUUGACCUCCUCAUCUUUGACACGCUCACGACCAAAAGAGGAGAUUUCCGCUGUAUUAUAUUAAACAAUCAACUUCGUCAUGGGAAACGGGACAAGCAGAGAUCAGGAAGAUAUCUUUAACAAUGAAGUUAACCUCUUCCAAUUCAAACUACUCAGGGUCAUUGGCCGAGGAUCGUUUGGCAAGGUCCGCAUGGUAGAGAGGCGAGAGACAGGGAAGAUCUAUGCACUCAAAUACAUAUCAAAGUCCCAGGUUAUAAAGAUGGAUGCCGUCAGGAACGUAUUGCGCGAACGGCAGAUCUUAGAGACACUAGAUCAUGCCUUUGUAGUCAAUAUGCGUUUUGCAUUCCAGGACGAUGAAUACAUGUAUAUGUGUAUGGAUCUAAUGAUGGGAGGCGAUCUGCGGUUCCAUUUGAAUAGGCAACAAUUUGGUGAGGAUGUGGUUCGGUUUUGGAUUGCAGAACUCUGUUCAGCCAUUACACACCUUCACUCUUUAGGGAUUGUACAUCGAGAUAUAAAACCCGACAAUGUUCUUUUGGACGAAAAGGGACAUGCUCACCUGACCGAUUUCAACAUUGGAUGUAAACUUACCCCUCAGAAACCCUUCUUGACUUCACAAUCAGGAACAGCAGCCUAUAUGGCCCCAGAAGUGUUUACAGCAUCCGGAUAUGGAACGAGUGUUGAUUGGUGGGCCCUCGGCGUGUUGUUUUAUGAGGCCAUUUACAGCAAACGACCCUUUCAGACUGAUAGUGUUAAUCAACUCAAGAAGGCUAUCCCAACUCAACAGAUAGAAUAUCCCGAAAAGGAUGGACUCUCACAGGAGUGUAUCUCGGCCAUGCGUGGAUUUCUUACAAGAGAUGUCAAGGAGAGAUUGGGCAUCAAAGGUGGAAUGGAUGCAAUUCGACAACAUCCUUUUUUCCUAGCUGGAGCAUAUCAAGGAAACCCCGAUAACUGGUGGUAUAUGCUAGAGUCAAAGCAGUUGACACCAAAAUUCCAGCCUUCAUCAGAAUAUAACAACUUUGAUGCCACUUACGAUCUAGAAGAGCUGCUGCUGGACGAUGAACCUCUGACCUAUAGAUCCACUCGCAAGAGAGCACAGAGGAUGCAGAAGGAAAAGGACAAGGCAUUGAAGGAAGAGAAUGCGCGGUUGAAGGCAGAACAUGAGGCUGCAAUUGCGGCUGCAGAUUUGGCGAUGCAGGCUAUGGCUGUCUCUGCAGACGAAUACAAUAGCCAUCACCUCAGUCACUACAACAAUAAUUAUAAUAACAGUAACAAUAAUAAUAAUAAUAAUAAUAGCAACAAUAGCUGGGAAAAUUCACAGCAAUAUUACCUGCAGCAGCACCAAGGAUCCAAGGACAAAGCUCAAAAGAUUGCAAAGAAAAAAUCAAAAGUCUUUUUUGGCAGUGGUGGUGGUGGAGGAACGGGAGGACCGGGAGGACCGGGAGGGAAGGACAGUGAGAACAAUAGCAAUACGAGUAGUGCAAACAGUAGUCAUAUUCACUUAUCGCAACCACUCUCGACAUCCCAGCCAUACUUGCAAUACCAACAACAGCUGCUACAACAGCAGCUGCAGCAACAUCACACAGCACAACAACAGACAAGAUCACAGCAGCAGUCGAUACCCAAAGUUUCUGGAGAAGGAUCAGGUAGUGGACGGGGAAUGACCAUACCAGCAUCACCACCGCCGCCAUUCCCUAUGCCUCCUCCUCCCUCAGCCUCCCGUCAAUCAGGUCAAUAUAUUCGCAACCAAGUCCAUCACGGCUUUUAUAACAACAGUGGGACAAGCAGUAGCAGUGGUAGUGCCCGCCAUUAUUCACACAUGGGUACCUCCUUACCAUCGUCACCCAUCCAGGGCUACCCAUCAAACUCAUCCCAAUAUCAUCAACCACAACAACAGCAGCAAAGCUCAUCUUAUCCAUCCAAACCCUCGCUCGAACAUCAAGGACUGAACUCCCCUGUCAGUACUGCUGCAGCAUCCGGAAGCACCGUUAGCGGAUAUACUUAUCAGAUCUCAAACCAACAGAGUAGCCAUGGGGUCACUGCCAUAUAUCUGUCCAAGCCCGCGGUCCCAUCCUCUACAUCUUCGUCUUCACCAUCGGGGAAAAGAGGCCAUAACCACUCGUCGUCACAUAAUACUCCUGCUCAGUUUCAACACUUCAAGUCUAAAAAAGCAUAUUACGAUGAGAAUGAUGUAACAGGAAGAACUUUCCCAGGCCAACCACCGGUGCCGACCUCAUCACAGUAUCAUGCUCAAUAUCAGCAGCAACAGCAACAGCAACAGCAACAGCAACAGCAACAGUAUACAUCCACAUCGACAUCCUCAUCCUCGUCCCUUAGUGGUAGUGGCGGCGGAGGAAAUCCUUUACCUCAUCCGUUGCCAAUGCGAGGCACGACACCACUCCAACAACAGCAGCAGCAGCAACAACAACAACAACAACAAAGAAUAGGUGGAUAUCAGCAACAACAACAACUGCCACAUUCACCAACAUCUCAGCGUCAAUCAUCUCCUGCACCUAUCGCUGCCGUUGCCGCUGCUGCUGCUGCCAAUAAUAACAAAAGUCCUACUGCUGCGGAUGCUGCACCCUUGACACCACCAAGCAACAUGUCACGAAAAGAAAAGAUUGCAUACCAGAUGGCGCUGAUCGAUCGCGAAUUCACGACAUUUGAUUAUACAGUUUAUGAGAACUAUAAUGGACUAGUCGAUCCUGUGACAAUGUCUGUGGGUGACCCACCAGAAUGGGUGCGUAGUCGAGAUCAGUAAAAAAAAGAGACGCAAAGGUAGUUAAUGGCAUUAUAUUUAAGUCUGAAGGAUACAUGCAAAUAUUCAUGUAGGUAUCCGUACAAGGAAGGGAGACAGAUUUUUUUUAUAGCACUUUUUGAUUUUCAUUUUCAUUUUCAUUUCGCUUUAUUUUAUUUUAUUUAUUUACAAUACUGCUAUGAGGAAGAGAAGGUUCAUUUAAUAAGAUGAAGCAGAAGGAGGUAUUGGGAGAAUGAAAGUCGUAAUUACAUUAGAAUAUAUUAGAUUUUUUAAAAAGUUAUUUAUUGUACCAUAGUGAUCUGAAGCCAUCAUAUAUAUAAAUACACUAACGCACAAAACU